AUGCAGAUAUAUUUGGAGAAUUUACUUGGCACUGAGAGAUACAGGAAUCCAUGCAAUUUUGUUGAUAUGCUAAUGACAAGUCAAAACCUCUUUCAGAAUGUUGGAAAGACUGGAAGUGGUUCGGUUGGAACUCAAAUGGUUAGAUCUGAUUUCACGAGCUUUUUUGGAGUGCCUUCCUCUGGAUUAGAAGAAUCAACAAGAAAAGAAUCAAAUAUUGUUAAUAUACUUGAUGAUGGAAGUGAUGGUGAUAAGCUCGCUUUAGUGGAGUUUUUUUGUUUGCUA
Messenger RNA from Thlaspi arvense, 282 nucleotides. The record is from the annotation of a GenBank genome assembly. Lineage: Eukaryota; Viridiplantae; Streptophyta; Magnoliopsida; Brassicales; Brassicaceae.